CUAGCGGUAUUGAAUUGAAUAUAUUCCAACCACACAGUAGUAUUUUGGACCACUAGGUGUCGCUAGCUGUAUUGAAAUUGGAAUAUUAAUUCAACUGCCCAUGUGUUAACCUCGUCGUUUAUGGAAAGGAAACGACUAGAAACAUCUCGAAGUUUUUAGUUUCUCGAUUGUUUUUGUAUAAAACAGCGGUGUCACCAGCAUCCAAAACACAGUCUCAUUUAAAUCGUGUUUGUAAUCACAUCUCAUACAUAAUAAUGCCAGGCGUUCCAGAAAAAAAGCACGCAGAUGCUUCAGGUGAUCAAAUUCCACAACCCAGGCAGCCACAGAAUCUGCAAGGUCUAUUAAGGUUUGCAAUGGAAGCACAAGAUGGUGCAACACAAUCCACACCACAACUCCAACCACUUGAUGAUGAAAGAAGAAACUUCCUGCAAGCAGCCCUGCAAUCUAUGUCAGUUGAUGUGAUUGCAAUAAUGAAAGAAAACAUUACCAAACUCCAGCAGGUGGAAGACAUUAGUGAUGAUAAAGUACCUGAGAUGAUUGAAGCAUUUGAUUGUAUACUGGAUUAUAUUGAUAACAUUGACAUUGCCAAUGAUUUCCAUAAGAUCAAUGGCUUCUCCAUCUUUGAGCCAUGCUUGCGCUGUAAACACGACGAGAUCCGCGCGCGCGUUUGUGAUCUCAUCGCGGAAUUAUCGCAGAAUAAUCCGUACAUUCAGGGCGUGAUUUGUGAAUGCACGAAUGUCCUGCCGAAAUUAUUGAAUACGCUGCGGCAUGAUGAAUGCCAGAUUGUGAAGAUCAAAGCAUUGUAUGCGAUUAGUUGUAUAACGCGGGAAAGCCUCAUUGGUUACGGGAAUUUCCAGACGCACAACGGCCUGGAGGCAUUGCGCAGUGCUUUGGAGACGGGCAAUGAUAAACUACGCACGAAAGCUGCGUUUUUGUUAAGUGCGCUGCACAAUUUGGAUGGAAAUCUGCACGAUUCUAUGUUAUCAAUGGGUUUUCUGCCUGUUAUUGUUGAUAUUCUUCAAGGGGAGCACCAAUCUUCACAUGAGCAUCUUUUAAGUUUAUUAAAAUCGUUAUUGAUUGAUAAUAAAAACAAAAUUGGGGAUAAAUUGACGCCGGAUUUGCGACAACAACUCUUGGGGACAUUACAGAGUAAUUUGGAGUUUGUCAGAGGCAAAGAGGAAUUUUCUGAGGAACAAGAGUAUUGCGAACAAUUGCAGCGAUUUUUAAUGCAACAAUAAAUUUUUAAUCAUUUUUCAUGCA
This is a messenger RNA of Dalotia coriaria, 1260 nucleotides long. RefSeq names its product hsp70-binding protein 1-like. Gene Ontology annotation, molecular function: adenyl-nucleotide exchange factor activity. The record is from RefSeq and is a predicted model, not a curated record. The transcript has 4 exons. Bases 255 to 1238 code for a protein of 327 amino acids. Lineage: Eukaryota; Metazoa; Arthropoda; Insecta; Coleoptera; Staphylinidae. Gene Ontology annotation, cellular component: endoplasmic reticulum.